Molecule: messenger RNA, 1943 nt
Organism: Gaeumannomyces tritici R3-111a-1
Lineage: Eukaryota; Fungi; Ascomycota; Sordariomycetes; Magnaporthales; Magnaporthaceae
Exons: 3
Coding region: 166-1836 (556 amino acids)
Source: RefSeq, a predicted model, not a curated record
CCUGGGAAUAAUACAAAUCUGCUGCUUCCUGCCGACGAGGGCAAAGAUGGCGACUCCUUUUGGCUUGCGUGUGCGACUGGGCGGUGUUGAUCAGCGGUCCCUGCCUCACCCCGACCACCUUCUCCAUCUUUGUUUUGUAGAUCCCGUCUUUUUGCUUUCUUCAAGAUGCUGUUCUGGCUCCCCCUUAUUUCGUGUGCUGCCGCGCUGGUCGCCGGCACAGCCAUCCCCGCCCAUGAUGUCCACGUCCAGCGCCAGGCCCAAGACUCGGACGAGAUCAUCUCGGUCAGGGAGCUGGUCCGGAGGAACCACCUGGUGCCUAUCGAGCAGCGAUCCGACCUUUUGGAGAAGAGGGCGUUCGAAAAUAAAACGUUCGACCUGAGCUGGCAGCGCGAGAAGCGCACGCUCUUCUCGGCAGCAUGGGAGGGCACAUCGCCCAAGGUCCCGAUCGGGCUGCUGCCCGUGGCCGGCGCCGUCGGCGGCAACUUCAACCUCACGAUGCAGUGCGUCGACUGCAGGACGUACGGCAACAUCGUCGCGUCCCUGGACGACUCGGACGGUCUCAAGGCGCUCCUGACCUUCAACCAGGUCGGGGCGUACAUCGACCUGGCCAUGUUCGCGUCGUCGGAGGGCACAUUUACCAUCGGGCUGGGCGCAUCGCUGGGCAGCUCCAACGUCACGGGCAAGGUCUUUGCCGCCGGUUUCGGCUUCAGCAUGGACCUGAUCCUGCAGGUGACGGGCGCGGUCCAGGCCAACGGCGGCUUCCAGAUCUCGAUUCCGGACGGCGAGACGGUCGGGCUGGACAUUGGGCUGAAGCUCAACAAGACUGAGAACGGUCUGCUGCAGCCGACAUCCAGUAUCAACAAAGUACCCAAGGUCAACUUCUCCCUGCUGCCCGUUUCCAUCUCGGACGGGUCCGUCAACAUCACGGCGGCGCUGCGGCUCAAGGCCGACGCGGGCAUCACGGGGACGCUGGGGUUCAAGGGCUCGGACAUCGGGUCCGUCUCGGUCGGGGCCAAGGUCGGGGCGCACCUGACGCUGAUCGAGGUCAAGAUGGGCAGCGUCAACGCCAGGGCGGCGGCGGGCACGUGCCGCAACGCGCUCUUCAUCGACGCCGACUCCAACGGCGGGGCCUUUGCGCAGCUCGACGGCUCCGUCGGCCGCGGCGGCCAGAGCCGGUCCUUCGCCGUCGGGCCCCAGGUCAGCACCACCUUUUGGGCCGCCGGCACCACGCUGUGCCUGCGCGAGAACAAGGAGGGCAGGGCCAGCACCCCGCCGCCGGCCUUCAUCGCCACCACCCCCGCGCCGGCGGCCCCGCCGGCGUUGGGCGCCUGCGGCACGGCAUCGCUCGUGACCGAGUCGACGACGGUGACGUCCGUCUACAGCAUGACGACGUGCGCCGUGCCCGAGAUGGAGUGCCCGCCGCGCUUCAACCAGGUCGUGGUCGUGACAAACGUCGAGGCCGUGCAGACGAUCCGCUGCCCCAACGUCGGCGGCCGCACCAACUCGUCCUCGUCGGGGGCGGCGGCCUCGGCGCCGAGGCCGACGGUGGCGCCGGUGCCGCCCACGGGCACGCCGCUGGUGCUGACGCCCAUCCUGAGCCCGCUGCCCGUAACGGUGCCGUCGUACGCAAACAUUACGGUUAACUCUACGGGGCCCGUGACGGGCUCGUUCGUUGCCGUCACCCCGCCGCCCGCGAGCCUGCCGACGAGCGGCAUACCCCCGGUCGACAACCGGGAAAGGCCAAACAGCGGGGGGUCGCCGUCGUCGGCCGCCGGGGUGGCUGUCUGGGCCGCGACUGGACUUUUUGGUGUGGCCCUGGUGGCUGUUCUUUUAUAAGCAACCAUUUAGCAAGGAUUGUUUUUUUCUUCUGGAUGUAUUUAUUCAUAACGGCUUAGAUACCCUGGUUUUAAUUCAUUUCCCCCAUGCCAGCCGCGUACACAACA